AUGGAAGAAGCAGAAACAACUCCAUACGAUGUUCUGCCAACGUUCGAGACACACAACGAGCUUCUCAACCGUACGCUUUCGGAGAUUGAACAAAUGUCUCCCACAGAGCACCUCCCAGACUAUCAGAGCGUGGUCAAUGGCGACACCCCGGCUUACAGCCCAACCCAAACGCGGGCAGAACUCGCAGAGGCCACCCAUCAUAACAGCGAGAGUCUUUUGCUGAACAAUCUGGACAGAAUCCAGAAGAUUUCGUCUCCUAUAAAGAUAUCUAUUCGAAUCACCAAGACAUUUCCUCAGAUGGGCAAGGACGUUGAGCGGGCCAAUCCUCUGAGAGAGUUCCAUUCGGGCGAUCUGGUCACGGGAUGCGUCACGGUGACAAACAUCUCUGCUCAUCCCAUCCCGUUCGAGCUGUUUCUGGUGUCUUUGGAGGGAUACAUCACCAUUCCGUCGAUUGUGACUAACACUGUGGCUAAACACACAUUUCUUCGUGCGUUCGAUUUUGGAGCGUGCUAUCUCAAGUCCCAUUUCCCUACACCCAACUACGAUACGCCACAAGUGGCCACGUUCGACGAGCACGACCAGACCUCGUACGGGUUCCCGGAAACUAAAGUGCUCGAGCCCGGUUGCAAGUACAAGAAGUUCUUUUAUUUCAAACUUCCCGAGUCGUUGCUCGAGUGCACGUGCAACCACCAGAUCUACGACCAUUUCGAGAAACUGCCACCGUCAUUUGGACUCGACAGAGACGCUUUUGAAGGCCGUGCCAAGAUUAUUGCCGUCAACGAGUCUCUUGGGUACGGCCGUCUCCAGGACAUUGGGUCGCCGAUCUUGUUGAACGACCAGAGCGAGUACGGCCAGUCCAUCUCGUACGCAGUGUGCACUUACAUGAUCGGAAAGCACCACGACAUUUACAAGAAAGACCCUAUCAAGAAAUACAUUAUGAUAAAGGACGAAAAACACUACAUCAGGUUCAUUCCCGACGAGUCGUUGGAUGUUCCUUCUUAUAAAGACAAUCAGAUCACACCGCCACCAACUACAAGCUCGCAGUUAGAGACGAUUUCAAAGGAGGCUCAAAAGGCCAUUGAUAAACUGAAAAGCAUCAAGGACCUCCAAGGGAUUGGUGUGAAAGACAAUCGCGAGGCGGAUGAGCUGAGCUCGGAGAUACACCGCCUCAAGAAAGUCGAGCUCAACCUGUCUGGCGAGCAGCCGGUGCUGGAAUCACCGGCUGCGUACCAGAACAGUGUGAGCAUUUCAUUGGUGCCAAAGAAGAAGCUUUUCGCGUUUGGUAGCGCCAAGGCGAACGAGGUGCUGGGGAAUCUAGAGUUCCACGCAUCUAUAGACAAGAGUGUUCGUCUCGGGUACAUUGUUCCUAGUGUGUUGUCCAAAAUGGCAUCUGUCGGGGCUGACACUAAAGCCAAAGCUGCGGCAUCGCAAGUGCCGCUACAGUCGCCGCUGCUUUCGCCAGUGUCUUCUGCUAAUACGGUCCCCGCAGCCAUCAGUCCGAUGAACAGCCGUUUGUCACUGACAGACACCGGGUCCGAUAGUUUGGAGUCGAAACUAAUUCCGUUGCCGUUUUCGAGCGAGGUGGAGAUCCAGCUCGACUACAACGGAGCGAGCCUGCCGGAGCUGUCGAGCAUCAAGCCCACGCUCAAAUCGUUUUCGAUCUCGUCUCCUGCGCCUAUUCCGGUGACGUUUGACCCGCAGUUUCUUUUGGGAGCAGAGACCCCGGCGUACGCAAUACUGAACCUGAAGACCAAGUUCACGGAGUACCUGACGCAGCUCAAGGUGUUGGCAAAGGAGACGGGCCGCGGGGUGGAGAAACAACUCUUUCAUGACCUGGUGGCUUUAUCGAACGUGAGUCUGAGCCAGAAGACGCUGCCUAUUUUUUCGGAGGUAAGACUCAAGAAGCAGCCCGUUUGGACGAAAACAGAAAACGGACACACCACCAAGUUCCGCAUCAAGCUGAACUACGACUACGGCGCCGUCAAGACGCAGGCGCUGCUGCCAGGGUUCAGCAUCUGCAACCUUACCAAACUCUAUUAUUUGUCAUUGAAGCUGAGCUUCAAAAAACACUCAACGAAAAACACUACGCUCAAAAUUCCUAUUGAAGUUGCGAAGUUUGGGUUCGGCCGCAACCCAGAAACAUGA
This is a messenger RNA of Ogataea philodendri, 2145 nucleotides long. RefSeq lists its product as uncharacterized. Gene Ontology annotation, biological process: protein polyubiquitination; protein monoubiquitination. The transcript has a single exon. NCBI's taxonomy places the organism in Eukaryota, Fungi, Ascomycota, Pichiomycetes, Pichiales, Pichiaceae. The record is from RefSeq and is a predicted model, not a curated record. Bases 1 to 2145 code for a protein of 714 amino acids. Gene Ontology annotation, cellular component: ubiquitin ligase complex. Gene Ontology annotation, molecular function: ubiquitin-ubiquitin ligase activity.